UCGGAGUCGAUGGAGGUUCACAAAGAUGGAAAGAAUCCCGAACCGUCCACAAUCCAGACUCUUCCUCUGCCUCACUAUCGGCACCAAUUCUUGCACUUCUUCCAAUCCAAGUCUCCUCCGGCGUUCGUCGACAAGAGACCCUUUGUCGCGCAAUUACCCGACGAGUUUCGAUAUAUCUUAGCUCGCCCGCCGCGUUUCGGAAAAACAACUUUUAUCAGCACACUGCAAGCACUCUAUGAUACAUCAACCGUAGAUGAGUUUGCGCAGCUGUUCAAUGGAGUCAAUGUGACUACGAAACACAAUCAGCAUCUUUGCCUCGCAUUCACUUUUGUUGGCUUGGGCGGCACACUUAGUCGCAUAUCGGACCGCGUUCGGUCAGGGCUAAAGUUCUUUGUCCGGAAAUAUGCAAAGGAACUUGAUCCGCUUCCACCUAACGGGUUUUCUUCAGUCGCGGCACAAAUGCUGACCCAAGUCAUAACGCUCGUUAGCCAACGCAAACAUUCAUUAUUCGUGUCGGUGGAUGACUUUGACGGACCGUUCCGGCUUCCUACUCGUUCCUCCACUGAGAAUACACCCACUUCAUUCAAGGAUGUCGCUGAUACUAUGAAAGAGAAUCUAUGGACUCCUCUCUUCAGCGCUGAUCCCACGAUCAUACCCAAGCUGAUUGUUUCUUGUGCGCUUCUCCCCGAUCCUGCUCUCCUUCGCGAUCUUGGUCUAUCUGCUCCAGCACAGUUCAACCUCGUUUGUGGGUUCACGGAACAGGACGUGUCGAAGCUGGCUCUCGAGGUGCUAGGAACAAAUAUCAACUGUGACCAAGUCAAAGAACACUCAGGAGAAUAUUUUUUCUCCAGUGUUCCUGUUCUCCAUCCACAACGGACAUUAACUUGGAUCAAAAGUCAACUCGAAGUCUGGGGGACAACCGACGACAAGUCAGUUGAACUGCUCAAAACAAUUAUAUACCAUGUGCCCGACCGUGACGAAUCUCAGGGAUCCUCGCCCUCAAAUUUAUGGGUUGACCGACUCAUUGAUCUCAUCGCCACUUGCGAGGCUUACGUUGACCUAGAAAUGGGUGCUUUUGUCGACAACGAUCUCAGCCGUCACAGCUUGAAUUCGUUGUACCAUCUUGGUUUGCUGGUACGCAGCGAUAAUCGUUCUGGAACUUUUAGAUUGUCAAACAAUCCCGUUUUGUUGUCGAUUCUUCAUGAUAGGAUUGAUAAGACGGUCGCUGAUCGUUACCAGUUGAAACAGCGAUGUUUUUAUAAUGCCUGGGUCAAAUUCAGCAUCCUUCAUCCGGCGGACAUGGUAGAAAUCCUCGAGUCCGUUUUCCGAGAUCGGGUGCGGAAUUGCCUCAAGAUGGGCCAGGAACCGAAUCUUCUCGGCAUUUUGGAACUCACUUUCAGAAACGGCUGUAUUACCGGCAAUGUUGAGCACGAACAUCGUCGAUUGCCUUUCAUCCCACUCUCGGGCUUCGACGAAUCAGUCGUGCUUGACAUACCCAAAUUCCCCGACGUAAAAGGAAAGCUGACACUGGAGCUCAUCACUUUAACCCUCACCGGCCUCUGGUAUGGCAAAUAUCCUGGUCGCCAUCCGACGAGGGAGGAACUGGAAGAUCUGCAUGUCCAAAUACUGAACGAGAAUGACGCUUCUUUACUAGAUCGCGCGUACCAGAAAUGGUCCUCUGCUCUGAAAGCGACGGAGGUGGUGACUGUCAAGGAGUUGAUGAGCCCGUGCGCCGAUCCAGAACACAUAAAGCUGGUUGCUGUUGGUGGUGCUCGUAUUCUAUGCCGUUGUCCUCCUGCAACGGUCCAGUUAGAUCCCGAAUAUCCUGCAUCAUUGCCGGACCCUGUUAUGGAAAGAUUCUACGAGAUUGUAGAGAGAUACAGAGAAUAUCCCAGACCCGGUCCUGAUCAAGAGGACAUGUAG
Messenger RNA from Mycena indigotica, 1923 nucleotides. RefSeq lists its product as uncharacterized. The record is from RefSeq and is a predicted model, not a curated record. NCBI's taxonomy places the organism in Eukaryota, Fungi, Basidiomycota, Agaricomycetes, Agaricales, Mycenaceae. Bases 10 to 1923 code for a protein of 637 amino acids. The transcript has 4 exons.